This is a messenger RNA of Moesziomyces antarcticus, 1167 nucleotides long. RefSeq lists its product as uncharacterized. Lineage: Eukaryota; Fungi; Basidiomycota; Ustilaginomycetes; Ustilaginales; Ustilaginaceae. The record is from RefSeq and is a predicted model, not a curated record. The transcript has a single exon. Bases 1 to 1167 code for a protein of 388 amino acids.
AUGUCGGAUUCAGAUUCUUCCCGUUCGUCGGCGGAGGAGCAGCGACACCGUCUGCAUAUCGCUCUUCUCGGCCUCGUCAGAAGACCACCCACCAAGCUCAGACCUCAAACAUACGCUCAGAUCAGCCCGUUGCUAGACAAUGUGCACUUCAAGUCAAUGUUUGGCUUCACAAUCAGCGAGUUUGAAUCGAUUCAUUUGGCUCUCAGGUUACCGGAUCCCGUGCGCGCAAGUAAUAACAAUGUUGUAGACAGCAAGACUGGGUUGUUGAUGCUCCUUGCAUGGCUGCGUGGCGCACUCCUACGUACAUUGGAAGGUCAGUUUGGAUGGGGUACUGCCCGUACAAGCAUGAUAGUCAGCUACAUUUGUGAUCGCGUGUACCUUUGCUGGGGUCACCUGCUCGACGUCAUGAGCGUGCGACACCAUAUGAUGAAUCCUAGACGCCUGGAUUACUAUGCUGCGGCAAUCAAGAGGAAGACAAAGAUGCCAGGGUUCUGGGGAGCCAUCGACGGCACCGUGCGACCCAUUGCCAUGCCCGACAAAGGCGAGAAGUUCACGUACAACGGACACAAGCGUCUACAUGCUCUCAAAUGGCAGUUCAUAUCAACGCCCGAUGGUCUCAUCUUCCUCAAUGGACCGUACGAUGGUAACAGGCACAAUGCGCGCAUGGUAAUAGAGUCAUUGCUUGUUCAAUGGGCUGAGGUGAAUGCUAAGGGGGAGGAUGGCGAGCAACGGUAUCUCUACGGCGAUCAAGCAUACGGGACCUCUGCUGCCAUCAUCUCACCAUUCCGUGGAAACCUCAUUGACUCAAGACAAGAAGCAUUCAAUCGCAUCAUGAGUAAGUAUCAAACAACAGUGGAAUGGUCUAUUGGCAUGGUCAGCAUGCAGUGGCGCCGUCUUAGGGACAAGCAAUGGCAGAGGACGGGUCUUAUUCAGGUUGGGAAGGACUUCGCCGUCAGCACGAUUCUAUGGAAUGCAAGGACCUGCCUCGUCGGUAACCAGAUCAGCAUUUCAAUGGGCUGCAAUCCGCCUACAAUAGAGGAAUACUUUGCCGGCCUGCGAGUGCAACAGAGAUUUGUAUUGCCUGAUCCAACCAUCCUGGACAGCGGUAUCAACUCAGAGACACACACCAACAGCUCAGACGAGGCAGAGAUCGAAGAGGGCCUUUAG